AAAAAUAUAAAUUGCGCGCAAACUAAAAAAAAUUCUGAAUUGAAUUCUAAUACAAAUUAAUCUACAAUUAGUUAACUAAUUUAAUAAUUGUUUGAUUGAGUUAAAUAACUAACUAAAUUGUAUUUCGUUUAGUUUAAGGGUCACAUUUGUUGCUGCGGUUACAUUUGAUUAAUCGAUUCACAUUGCACACAAUACACAAUUCUAAUGUUAUUUGAGCCGUUUGUAAGUUAAACAUCAACUGUUUUCAUUGAACGUGCAGCCGGGCCCGCCAUUAGCAAGAAAAUAUUCAAAAAUGAGCCUCAAAAAUAAGAUGUUUAAUUUCUACUGCCGCCACAGGCCCUCAAAGAGCCACAUGGCUAUUGCCACCGCCUUUAUUCCUUCGGCUGGAUAUUUCGGACUGGCUAGCCUGUUGGCUUUGGUUUACUACACCGAUUGGAAGGCAAUUGCCGGUUAUAUUCCACUCUACAACACGAAAUUCCCUAAACCAGAGGGGAAAGAUGCAAAGUAAAAAGGAAUAUUCCACAUUUACUUAUACACAAAAAACUGUCAUGGACGACCGUUUUAGUUCGUGACUAGAAACAAAUCACAAUUGCUCAAGUUUGUUGCCAACUUCCAAUCGAAUUAACUUGAAUACAGUUAGUGCCAGCACAAGAACCAGCCACAAAACACAAAGACACACACAAAACCGAAGAGCAAAAUGUUUUGUUGCCAUCUAAAACGCAUCUCCAACGGCAUCUCCUCCACAGCAAGGAUCUAGCAAUUGCAACGAUAAUUUCACACACCAAAAUGUUUUUUGUAUCAUCGACACACACACAAGUUCACAAAUGUUCAAUUCUACUCAAUACCUAUUCAAAUGUUUAUUUUUACACACAAAACUGAAGAGCAAACAGUUUUGUUGCCAUCUCCAAAGGCAUCUCCAACGGCAUAACCUCAUCAGCAGGGAUCUAGCAAUUGCAACGAUAAUUUCACACACUAAAAUGUUUUAUGACGCACACACACACACAAGUUCACAAAUGUUCAAUUCUACUCAAUACCUAUUCAAAUGUUUACUUUUACCUUAAAUAAGCCAAUAAAAAAAACAUUGGAAAUGA
Molecule: messenger RNA, 1091 nt
Organism: Drosophila miranda
Lineage: Eukaryota; Metazoa; Arthropoda; Insecta; Diptera; Drosophilidae
Gene: UQCR-6.4L
Product: cytochrome b-c1 complex subunit 10
Exons: 3
Coding region: 293-508 (71 amino acids)
Biological process (GO): mitochondrial electron transport, ubiquinol to cytochrome c
Cellular component (GO): mitochondrial inner membrane
Source: RefSeq, a predicted model, not a curated record